Messenger RNA from Cynocephalus volans (Philippine flying lemur), 1653 nucleotides. RefSeq names its product cochlin (gene COCH). NCBI's taxonomy places the organism in Eukaryota, Metazoa, Chordata, Mammalia, Dermoptera, Cynocephalidae. Bases 1 to 1653 code for a protein of 550 amino acids. The record is from RefSeq and is a predicted model, not a curated record. The transcript has 11 exons.
AUGUCUGCAGCCUGGAUCCCGGGUCUUUGCCUCGGUGUCUGUCUGCUGCUGCUGCCGGAGCCCGCGGGCAGCCAGGGAGCCGUUCCUGUAGCUAUCACCUGCUUUACCAGAGGCUUGGACAUCAGGAAAGAGAAGGCAGAUGUUCUCUGCCCAGGUGGCUGCCCUCUUGAGGAAUUCUCUGUGUUUGGGAACAUAGUAUAUGCUUCUGUAUCGAGCAUAUGUGGGGCUGCAAUCCACAGAGGAGUAAUCAGCAACUCAGGGGGACCUGUGCGAGUCUAUAGCCUACCUGGUCGAGAAAACUAUUCCUCAGUAAAUGCCAAUGGCAUCCAGUCUCAAACGCUUUCCAGAUGGUCUGCUUCUUUCACAGUGACUAAAGGCAAAAGUGGUAACCAGGAAGCCACGGGACAAGCAGCAUCCACCGCACGUCCACCAACAGGUAAACGAUUAAAGAAAACACCUGAGAAGAAAACUGGCAAUAAAGACUGUAAAGCAGACAUUGCAUUUCUGAUUGAUGGAAGCUUUAAUAUUGGGCAGCGCCGAUUUAAUUUACAGAAGAAUUUUGUUGGGAAAGUGGCUCUAAUGUUGGGAAUUGGAACAGAAGGACCACAUGUUGGUCUUGUUCAAGCCAGUGAACAUCCCAAAAUAGAAUUUUACUUGAAAAACUUUACAUCAGCCAAAGAUGUUUUGUUUGCCAUAAAAGAAGUAGGUUUCAGAGGAGGUAAUUCCAAUACAGGAAAAGCCCUGAAGCAUACUGCUCAGAAAUUCUUCAAAGCAGACACUGGAGCGAGAAAAGGGAUCCCCAAAGUGGUGGUGGUGUUUAUUGAUGGCUGGCCUUCUGAUGACAUCGAGGAAGCAGGCAUUGUGGCUAGAGAGUUUGGUGUCAACGUAUUUAUAGUUUCUGUAGCCAAGCCUAUCCCUGAAGAACUGGGGAUGGUUCAGGAUGUUGCAUUUGUUGACAAGGCUGUCUGUCGGAAUAACGGCUUCUUCUCUUACCACAUGCCCAACUGGUUUGGCACCACAAAAUAUGUAAAGCCUCUGGUACAGAAGCUCUGCACUCAUGAGCAAAUGAUGUGCAGCAAGACCUGUUAUAAUUCAGUGAACAUUGCCUUUCUAAUUGAUGGCUCCAGCAGUGUUGGAGAUAGUAAUUUCCGCCUCAUGCUUGAAUUUGUUUCCAACAUAGCCAAGACUUUUGAAAUCUCGGAUAUUGGUGCCAAGAUAGCUGCUGUACAGUUCACUUAUGAUCAGCACACAGAAUUCAGUUUCACUGACUAUAGCACCAAAGAGAAUAUCCUAGCUGUUAUCAGAAACAUCCGUUAUAUGAGUGGUGGAACAGCUACUGGUGAUGCCAUUUCCUUUACUGUUAGAAAUGUGUUUGGUCCCAUGAGGGAUAGCCCCAACAAGAACUUCCUGGUAAUUAUCACAGACGGGCAGUCCUAUGAUGAUGUCCGAGGUCCUGCUGCUGCUGCACAUGAUGCAGGUAUCACCAUCUUCUCUGUUGGCGUGGCUUGGGCACCUCUGGAUGACUUGAAAGAUAUGGCCUCUAAACCUAAGGAGUCACAUGCUUUCUUCACAAGGGAAUUCACAGGACUAGAACCAAUUGUUUCUGACAUCAUUAGAGGCAUUUGUAGAGAUUUCUUAGAAUCCCAGCAAUAA